Messenger RNA from Dentiscutata erythropus, 356 nucleotides. Lineage: Eukaryota; Fungi; Glomeromycota; Glomeromycetes; Diversisporales; Gigasporaceae. The record is from the annotation of a GenBank genome assembly.
AUUUUAAAGAUCAAAAUAUUACUAUAAAAACAAAUACAUCAUUUAGUGCAAAAUUAAUAUUUUCUAAAACAAAGAAAGAAUUAUUUUUAUUAAAAAAUUAUAUUGAACUCUCUAAUGAUAUUUUAGAAGAAAUAACUAUUGAAAAAGAGACAGUUGAACCUACUAGUAAAUUAAUUGAUGAAAUAAGAAAAGCUUUAGAACAUCAUGACCCCUAUAACAAAUUAAUAGAUAUAUUUAAUAGUUAUGGUCAUUUUAUACCAAAAAAAAUGAUUUUUGAACAUAAAUUAUAUAGAAAGACCUGCUUAACUGCAGAUAAAAGUUUAUCAGAAUUAAUUGAUAAGAUUGAAAUAAAAUAG